Messenger RNA from Prunus avium (sweet cherry), 2956 nucleotides. It is a transcript of the gene TSL, whose product is annotated as Protein kinase superfamily protein. The record is from RefSeq and is a predicted model, not a curated record. Lineage: Eukaryota; Viridiplantae; Streptophyta; Magnoliopsida; Rosales; Rosaceae. Gene Ontology annotation, molecular function: protein serine/threonine kinase activity; ATP binding. Gene Ontology annotation, cellular component: nucleus. Gene Ontology annotation, biological process: peptidyl-serine phosphorylation; chromosome segregation; intracellular signal transduction.
CUUCUUCCACAAUCCACAAUAGAGUGAGGCCCCUAUGUUUUUCACUCACAGCACAGAACAUGAAACACUCCUUCCUUGUCCAAAAAGCACCCGAAGAUUCAUAUUUGAAUAAAAAGGUACAUCCUAAAAUCAAAAACACAAACUCCUCUCAUUUUCUUCUUCUCUCUCUCAGUUUUAUUCCUUCCCUCCCUCGCCAAUUUCCCCUUUCCCUCCUCAGAGUCCUCUGUUCCUCUCCUCCCCUUCUCCAAAAUUCAAAACCCUAAUUCUCUCUCUCUCUCUCUCUCUCAAAGGGUGCAUUGAGAGUUGAGAGUUCUCUUUUCGCUCCACAACCGAAAAAAGGAAAAGAAAAAAAAAAGGAAAAAAACCCCAAACAAUGAACAAGAAUCUCUCCUAGGGCUUAAUCCAUUGAAAAGUCAAAACCCCUUUUGCCCAAUCCAAAACCAAACCAGAUGAUCUGAAAAAGUUCACAUUUUUCUUUUUCACCUAAACCUGUUGACUCUCUUCAUUGGUUAUACAAACACUACCAAUGUCGGAUGAUAUGCUCAUACAUUUCUCCUCCAACUCCUCAAACCAGUCGGACCAGUCUCUGCCCACCAAGAUUGCCAAGCUCGAAGCUCGUAUGGUCGGCAAGGCUUCCUCUGCCUCUUCCGCCCCUCCUGCUCAGCAGCAGCUUCAACAGCAACACCAGCAGCAGCCGCAGCAGUCUGCUUGGUCAUCCCUCUCGGCUGCUCCAAAAUUCGCUACGGCAGACUUGGCCGAGCCAUCUACAUCGAGUGAUUCCGAUGACGAUAAUGGAGGGGAGUUUCUGAUACAAGCCAACACUCAGAAGCGCCAGAAACUUCAAGAAGAUGGUAAUUCAACUGUCCUUGAACAUGCUGAGGCAGUGGCUGAUGGGAGGCAAAUGGUUGUGGAAAGCAUUGAUACCAAGGCAACUUCUGAUGUAAAUAGAAAAAAGCAUGGUCGUGGUAGGGGGCAUUCUGUAUCAGGUCGGGGUCGUGGUUCAAGAGUUAGUGAUCAAACAAGAUUGCUAACUUCGACAGUUUCACCUCCAAAUGGUCAGCUUGAGAAUCCAUACAAUAAGGAUAGUAGGCCUAAUGAGCAGCUUCGGAAUGACAACAACCGGUCUUCAUUAGAUGAGGAGGUUGCAUCUUUACGUGCUACAGUUUCUGCGCUAGAGGAGGACUUGCGUAAAUCACGUCAAGAGGCCUCUGAUUACCAGAAUCUUUGCCGCCAAGUAGAGAAGGAAUUGAAUGAACUAAAAGAUAAUGAACAGCAAAUGAAGCCUAAGAGAACAAAAGUAAUCUCUGAUCUGCUGAUAUCUGUUUCAAAAGCAGAAAGGCAGGAAGCAAGGUUGAAAGUACGACAGGACUCUUUGAGGCUUGGAAAUGUGGGUGUAAUCAGAGCUGGAACUGUCAUAUCUGAGACAUGGGAAGAUGGGCAGGCCUUGAAAGAUCUCAAUGCUCAUCUUAGACAAUUAUUAGAAACUAAGGAGGCUGUUGAGCGGCAGCGGAAGUCAUUGAAGAAAAGGCAAAGUGACAAGGGAGAUGGAGUUGAUGCUGAAACUGGAGUACAAGAAGAAUUUCUAGUCCAGGAUGAGAUCUAUAAAUCCCGUCUAGCCAGCAUCAAACGAGAGGAGGAAGUUCUCCUGCGUGAAAGAGACCGCUACGAACUGGAGAAAGGAAGGCUUAUACGUGAAAUGAAACGCAUACGAGAUGAGGAUGGUUCCCGUUUUAACAAUUUUCAGAUUCUCAACCACAGAUUUGCGCUCUUAAAUCUUCUCGGCAAAGGAGGAUUCAGUGAAGUUUACAAGGCAUUUGACUUGGUAGAGCAUAGGUACGUUGCAUGUAAACUUCAUGGUUUAAAUGCUCAGUGGAGUGAAGAGAAGAAGCAGAGUUACAUACGGCAUGCAAUCCGGGAGUACAAUAUUCACAAGACCUUGGUGCAUCAUCACAUUGUCCGGCUUUGGGACAUUUUUGAGAUUGAUCAGAAUACAUUCUGCACUGUAUUAGAGUAUUGCAGUGGGAAAGAUCUUGAUGCUGUCCUUAAAGCAACACCUGUGUUGCCUGAGAGGGAAGCUAGGAUCAUCAUCUUUCAGAUAUUUCAAGGUCUUAUAUACUUGAACAAAAGAACGCAGAAGAUUAUACAUUAUGAUUUGAAGCCUGGAAAUGUUCUAUUCGAUGAACUUGGGGUUGCAAAAGUGACUGAUUUUGGUCUUAGCAAGAUAGUGGAGAAUGAUGUUGGAUCCCAGGGUAUGGAACUUACAUCCCAGGGUGCUGGAACUUAUUGGUAUUUACCUCCUGAAUGCUUCGAGCUCAGCAAGACCCCUCUUAUAUCAUCAAAGGUUGAUGUUUGGUCAGCAGGUAUUCUAGUAUACCAAAUGCUAUUUGGCAGACGCCCUUUUGGGCAUGAUCAAACCCAGGAACGAAUACUACGGGAGGACACAAUUAUUAAAGCACGAAAAGUUGAAUUUCCUUCUAGACCUGCCAUCUCAAAUGAGGCAAAGGAUUUUAUUCGACGCUGUCUAACAUAUAAUCAAACAGAGAGGCCAGAUGUUUUAGCAAUUGCUCAAGAUCCAUUUCUCACAUACUCUAAGAAGUAAAUAGGAGGACCCAAGGGCUAGCUCCCACAAAAUUUUGCUUGUUUUCCUGCAAUACCCACAAUGGAUUUUGUACAGCUUGUAAAGGUUUGUUACUCAUUGUAGCUGUGGUGUACUCCCCUCUUCGGGUCUUCAGGUCUUGUAUUUUGACCUCAUGCUUGGGUAGGGUGCAGGAAAAAAGUGUGUAAUUUUGGCUGUUUGCCUAUUAACUUUUUUUUUCUUUUUUUGGUUCUUUCAGCAUGGUUAUGUGUCUGAUUUAUCCUUUUUCCAUCAUGUAUUGGCACUAUACUUUUUGAAAAAAAAAAUAGCGAAAAGAAUAGAGUUUACAUGGAAAGGACUUUGAAGCUUCGUUAACUCUUC